Molecule: messenger RNA, 883 nt
Organism: Cydia pomonella (codling moth)
Lineage: Eukaryota; Metazoa; Arthropoda; Insecta; Lepidoptera; Tortricidae
Exons: 3
Coding region: 78-827 (249 amino acids)
Cellular component (GO): extracellular region
Molecular function (GO): chitin binding
Source: RefSeq, a predicted model, not a curated record
AUAACUACGAUUCAAACCGAUGACUGUUUGAUUUAAAUCACUUUGUAGAAUUAAUUAUAAGUAUUUAUUUUCAGGCAAUGGAAAAUCAAACUAAUUCAGAUACUUUGAAUCUGCCAGCAAAUGCAUCGUCUAUCAGAGAAAAUAUUACAGAUACUUUCAGCUGCGAGAACCGAACCUACGGCUACUACGCUGACGUGGACAACGAAUGCCAAGUGUUCCACGUGUGCUUGCCCACGCAGACGCCGUCAGGGCGCAGCAUCACGUAUCGAUGGAGCUUUAUCUGCCCUAACGAGACUGUCUUCAACCAGGAAGUCCUCGUUUGCACAAGACCAAGAGACGCAAUCGAUUGCGCAGAUUCACCAAAUUACUACGAUUUAAAUAUGGAAAUUGGUAAAGAAACAAAUGAUACAAAAACUGAAACUAAUGACAAAGAAGACACAAAUACAGAAAACAUGAACACAGAGACUAAUAAAAACACAGAAAUGGUUAACCAACAAACUACCAAGGAAAGAAAUAGAGAAAGAAUAAAACAACAAAGAAGAAAACCAGCUAAUAAAAGAAAACAAAAUUUAAUAACACAAAGUCUUUUACAAGAAGUCGUUAAAGAAGUUGAAAAAGAAGAUUUAGCAGACAAAUCUACCGAGAUACCGUAUAUGAAUCCGGAAAUAAUUGAAAUUGAACCUAGAAUAGAAGAUGUUAAUGACGAAGUUCCAGUGGCAAUUACUGAAGAGGAUUUCGAAAACGCCAGGCUUUUUGCAGAAAGGAGUUUGAAGACGAAAAGCAGAAAGUUAAAAAGAGGUUUAUUUAGGUUUAAAGCUGACGUGUAGGUUAAGAACCUUAGAAUAUUUACAAAAAAUGCAAUAAUAAAGAUAAAAGCAGCGUU